AUGUCUUCACCCAGGAUAUCUGAUCAAAACUACGCGCUCUCUGCAAGCCCCGACAGGGAAAGUGCUAUAUCUCGAGACGCCGCGAGAAUGAUGGAAAAGUUGAACCGGAAAGUAGAAGAAAGUGGUUACAAGGCCUACCUAGGAAAAUCGGGCACUAGUGGCCCAUCUACAGCUUCUGUUGAUGAGUAUUCCGACGAUGAUAGCAGCGGAAGCGAAGAGGAACCCCCGAUGAAAAUGUCGGAGUACUCCAAAUCCGACGGCGCCGAACGGCAAAGAGAAGCCAAUAAACGCCAAAAAAAAACCAAUGAGUUUUACAACUCCUUAACAUCCUCCGUCCAGAGACUUUUUCGCUUCCCAGAUGAUGGGAUGGUGGAGCUUACUUUGAAACUGAAGGGAAUUGACGUCAACUUGCUCCAAGACCUGGCAAAAAAGUGUCGUAUGUCCCAUAGGUCGCCUAAGGAAAUGGUACACAGAGAAAUCAAACGCAAAGGCUAUCCACAGGAAUGGGCAAGUGAUAUGCUUCAGAUCUGUGUAGUCUCUGUGGAUACGUUACUUGUGGACGUCUCCAAUCAAGCCAAUGUUAUACAGGACGGUGUGGAGCAGCUACAACUUGCAUUGAACAAGGUUUUCGAGCUUAGGAACCUGAGGAGUGAUACUUUCAGUUAUACGUAG
This is a messenger RNA of Talaromyces rugulosus, 672 nucleotides long. RefSeq lists its product as uncharacterized. Bases 1 to 672 code for a protein of 223 amino acids. The transcript has a single exon. The record is from RefSeq and is a predicted model, not a curated record. Lineage: Eukaryota; Fungi; Ascomycota; Eurotiomycetes; Eurotiales; Trichocomaceae.